GCUAGCGGGUGAUGUUAGCUUCAUGUAGCUUGUGCUGGGCAUUGGGAUGUGACAAGACGAAAGGAAUUUGUUCGCUUUGAGCGUCACUUUUUUUGUAUGCACGACCGGUGGAAUCAAGGUCGGGCGCAGGCAUCAUGCCGGAAAGCGGGAGCAGCGCCGCCGCUCGCCAGGCAAAGCAGAAGAGGAAGUCCCACAGCCUGUCCAUCCGCAGGACCAACAGCACCGAGCAGGACCGCUCAGGCCUGCAGAGGGACAUGCUGGAGGGACAGGACUCGAAGCUGCCUCUGGCUCUGAGGAGCAAUCUGCUGGACCUGUUCGGUCAGAUCGAGAGGGAGUUUGAAAACCUGUAUUUAGAAAACUUAGAACUGCGCAGAGAAAUCGACACGCUGAACGAUCGAUUGGCUGCAGAAGGUCAAACGUUUGAAGGAGCAGAUUUAGCAAAAGGAGCUCUUAAAACUAAAGCGAGCCACAGCACCAGUCAGCUGUCUCAAAAGCUGAAAACAACCUACAAGGCGUCCACAAGCAAG
Austrofundulus limnaeus is the source of this 527-nucleotide messenger RNA. Its product is annotated as WD repeat-containing protein 37. Lineage: Eukaryota; Metazoa; Chordata; Actinopteri; Cyprinodontiformes; Rivulidae. The record is from RefSeq and is a predicted model, not a curated record. Gene Ontology annotation, molecular function: protein binding.